Molecule: messenger RNA, 998 nt
Organism: Mytilus californianus (California mussel)
Lineage: Eukaryota; Metazoa; Mollusca; Bivalvia; Mytilida; Mytilidae
Product: tripartite motif-containing protein 46-like
Exons: 4
Coding region: 87-998 (303 amino acids)
Biological process (GO): positive regulation of DNA-templated transcription
Cellular component (GO): nucleoplasm; chromatin
Molecular function (GO): zinc ion binding; ubiquitin-protein transferase activity
Source: RefSeq, a predicted model, not a curated record
CAUUAUUUGAUUUAAAUGUAGAACGUUGUUGUCAUUGGUUUUUUACCUUACCUGUGUAUUAUACAUUGAAGACGAUACGCGACAAAAUGGCACAGGCAGCCUCUAAAACAUGUGAAAUUUGUGUCAGUGCCUAUGGAUCCCAAUACUGCUUAGAGUGUGAACAAUACUUUUGUGAGAAUUGUAAAACCUUUCAUAAAAGACAGAAAGGAACAAAGAAUCAUCAGUUUCAGUCUUCCUCGGACAUUAUCCCGGAAGGUAAAUCGAAAUGUAAGGAACACAACGAAGACGUAAGUUUUGUAUGCAAAACAUGUAAUUUAGCAGUGUGCAGUAGUUGUGUGACUGGCAGUCACACAGGGCAUGCCUUUUCAAAGCUUAUGGACAACAUAACACAGAUGAAGGAGAAGAAUACAAAAGACCUGCGUAGUAAGGUACAUGAGGCAACUCAAAACAUUAAAACGAUGGAGGAAGGUUUAAAGGCAUUUGAUGUGAAGGUUGAAGGAGUAGUCAAAGCUAUUACAGAAGAAGGUACAAAGAUAAAGGCUAUGGUUGAUACAUGUGUCGCACAGAUGAUUGCAUCGGUCAAGGAUCAAUCCAGGAAGGGAAAGGACAAAUUGACAAAAAUCAUAGCAGAUACUAAAAUAGAUUUGAAGGCGGGAAGCGUCUUAGAAAAGAAGAAAUGUGAACUCGACAAGACACGAAACGAUGGCAAAUUGUUACAGUCGUUACAGAAGCUUACAGAUGACAUUGUAAAGCUGACGAUAGAGCCUAUACCCGAAUUUCCGAACAUACAGUAUACUGCUAAGCCUGUAACAGAUAACGACAUCAAACAACUGUUUGGCAUCUUUAAAACAAGUGGAGUACGUACACAACAUAUCGGACCCAGAGAGAAAGAAUUACAUAAAACAAAGAGUGAUUACGAACAGGAUACGAAACCAAAAGAGGAAGGAAAAUACAUGUACAGAUGUAUCUGGUGUGGAAAGGAAGAGAAAUCUGAUUAG